AUGUCUCUAUCCUCGGAAAUACGGGCAAACUAUGUUGGCAUCAUCGACUCGAUCUUGGAGACUUCCGAUCUCACGACCAUCUCGAGAAAGAGUGUUAUGAAGGGAAUUCAAGAUCGUAUUGAGUAUGACAUAACUCCGCAGAAGGCUGCCAUCAAGGAAUUGAUCGGCGAGCGAUUCGACAUCAUAAGUGCUCAGAACAGCGGCGACGCAGAGACCUCAGUAGUGCCCUCGGUCGAACCUGCGGAUCCAACACCCAAAACAAACGGAAUUCACAAACCUGCCCCACCUUCUCCCUCAAGUUCACCUGCUAAGCGUGAGGCGCCCAGUGAGGAUCGACCAGGUGCAGCUGAUGCAUCUCGGCCCAAAAAGAAACACAAAGUGAGCAUUGACGCGGAUGCGGCAUUUGCGGCCAAACUACAAGCGGAGGAGGAAAGACGCGCACGACCUACACGUGGUGGUGCAAACCACAAGGCCGCACCAGCAAAGCGGAAGAAGAAAGUCAAGAAAGAGCGAGUGACAGGUUCAGAUGACUCGGAUCUUGACGAAGAUGGAAAUAAGCCAGAGAAGCCGAAGAAAGAGACUGGCUUUCAUAAACCGCUAAAUCUAUCUCCGGCAUUAUCCAAUCUGUUUGGUGGAGAAACACAGUUGUCUCGACCGCAAACUACCAAACGGAUUUGGCAACACAUCAAAGCGAAUGAGUUGCAAGAUCCUAGCGACAAAAGAUACAUUUUUUGCGAUGACAAAAUGCGCGAAGUCUUCAAACAGGACCGAGUGCAUAUGUUCACCAUGACGAAGCUCAUUUCUCAGCAAAUGUACAAUCCGGAUGAAUAA
Molecule: messenger RNA, 831 nt
Organism: Exophiala bonariae
Lineage: Eukaryota; Fungi; Ascomycota; Eurotiomycetes; Chaetothyriales; Herpotrichiellaceae
Exons: 5
Coding region: 1-831 (276 amino acids)
Biological process (GO): transcription initiation at RNA polymerase I promoter; nucleolar large rRNA transcription by RNA polymerase I
Cellular component (GO): nucleus; RNA polymerase I upstream activating factor complex
Molecular function (GO): RNA polymerase I cis-regulatory region sequence-specific DNA binding
Source: RefSeq, a predicted model, not a curated record